UCGUCAAUAGAUCAACAUGGAAAAAUGUAUUGAUCCAUUUUCCAAAUGAUCGACCUCUCCCAUUCUAAUAACUACUUCUACCCACUCUCUCACUCCCUCUCUCUCUCUCUCUGUUUCUCACUCUCAUUGAGAGAUUUCAACCACUCCUGAGGUGGAAAAAGAAAAGUGAAACAAUUGAUCACCAUAGAAACGAGAGAGUGAAUAACAUUGGAAAGAAAAAAAAAUACGAUUAUUUUCAAUUUCGAAAGAAGAAAAAAACUAAUUAACCUUCAUUUCUUGUUGAAAAAUUUCAAGUCUAAUUAAUUGUGAUAAAUUAGAGACAAAUUGUUGUUGUUGGUUAAACAGGUCAAUUAUUAUCAUAAUGAUUCCAUGUGGUAUAUGAAUGGACAUCGGUCAGUUCAACAAAUACCAAUUUAUGUCGAAACCUUUUCUGGGACAACCUUUGAGAUCCAAAUAUUACCUCAAGAAACAAUUUAUUGUCUUAAGAUGAAACUCCAAGAAGACGAGGGUAUUCAAGCAUCUCAACAGCAUCUCAUCUGGCAGGGAGAGGAAUUGAAAGAUGAUUUAACCCUGGAGGAAUAUGGAAUAGGAUUCGGAGCUAUAUUGAGACUCGUUCUACAAUUACGAGGUGGACCUUUAAACCCACCGAUUCAAUUGUCCUCAUCGAACCCUGAUAAUCAAUCAGAUAACCUUUUCCACUAUUCUAAUAACAUUUUAACUCGUUCAUCAACUGAUGAUGAUGAAGAUUCUGGCUGUCCAAUUGUUGGACAAGAUGAUGGUAAUUCACAAUUAACCAAUGGAAUCGUAAUAUUUCAAGAUGGAAAUGAGAUUAAAAUGUAUUCACCUGGUAAACAACGGAGAUCACAGGUCACUACAGGGACGGAUGAUCGAUCCAGCAUUGGAUCAGCUGAUCCUUUGGGUAUGAUAACAACGGAAAGUUUGAUUGAUAAAGCUCGAGCCAGUGAACAACGUCAAAGGGAAAAUGAUGCCCUUAGGGUGAAAAUGAGAGAGAUACAAACAAAGAUGAAAUCAUUGGCUCUGAAAAGAUGUAAAAAUUUACCUGGAACCAAUUUAAUUAAAUUACCUUUGAUUGUAGAUAACAAUUCACACGGGCUACCACCUUUAACCUCAUCAACCUUGACCACAGCACCGAAACUAAUCACCAAUGGAUUGGAUGGAGAUACAAUUAAAACACCAGGAUUAACUUUCCCACCGUUGCUAACAAAAUCUACCACCACCACUACCACCAUAUCAUCAUCUUCUUCAUCUUCAUUAUCUUCUUUAUCAUCUUCUUUCAAGUGUCCGGUCACUUUGUCACCUUUGGUUAAAAAUUGGGACCUUCCGGUUGAACAACAAGAGAAACAGGAACUUCGUCGAGCCCAAUCAAAGUUAAUUGAACAAUUAACUCGAAAAAAUUAUCAAUCAAAACGAUUCUCUGGUAAUAUGAUUCGCCGGAGAUUUUCAAUUCAAGGAAUUAACUUUAAUCAUCAUGAAACAAUUAACUCAUCGGGUUUAUCUUCAUCAUCACCUCCUUCAGCUUUAGUGGUCAAGCUGGAUGAUAAUGAUGAUGAUGACCAACGACCCAAGACAAGUCCUUUUAUCAAAUUAAAUGAAGAUAAUUGUUCAACACUGUUGGUUAACCAAUCUAAUUGUUCACAGUUAUCAUCGCAACCUUUAAUUAAUGGACAGUCCAAGAUCAACAAUACACUUGAAGAUAACAAUGAUUAUCAGCAAUUGUCAACAUCAUUAAUUGAUCAAUCUACUAAUCAAUCAGCUGAUCAAUUGAAAUCAAUGAGUCGUAAAGGGUCAACCAAUAAUUUGACAAUAUCCAAAAUUGAUCAAUCAAAAUCUGAACCCAAUCAAGGUAAGUUCAGGAAGGAAUCACAAUUAACUAAUAAGACGAAAAGUAAAACUUUACCACCGGUGGGUAAAAGUAAAUCAAAGACAAUCAAUGGAAAAUCAAAGAACCGUUGUUUCACUUGUAAUAAACGACUUGGUUUAGCGACCAAAUAUGAUUGCAGAUGUGGACAAAUGUUUUGUACUGUCCAUCGAUACUCUGAAGCUCAUGAUUGUAGUCAUGAUUAUAAAUCAGAGGGAAGACGAUUAAUUGCUCUUAAUAAUCCGGUGAUUAAAGCACCCAAAUUACCAAAGAUUUAAAUUGUUCCCCAUUAAUUGUUACCUUACUGUUUCUGGUUUCUCUUGGUUUACUGAUCAUCUCGCUCUCUAUUUCCUUCAAUUACCAAUGGUUUUAUUUUCGAAACAAAUUUAAUUAAACAAUUUAAAUUUUCUAUAUUACAUUAAAGAAACAAAAAGAACUAAUU
This is a messenger RNA of Panonychus citri (citrus red mite), 2321 nucleotides long. RefSeq names its product AN1-type zinc finger protein 4-like. The record is from RefSeq and is a predicted model, not a curated record. The transcript has 3 exons. Bases 370 to 2157 code for a protein of 595 amino acids. Gene Ontology annotation, molecular function: zinc ion binding; protein binding. Lineage: Eukaryota; Metazoa; Arthropoda; Arachnida; Trombidiformes; Tetranychidae.